Messenger RNA from Solanum lycopersicum (tomato), 1053 nucleotides. Its product is annotated as F-box/FBD/LRR-repeat protein At1g13570-like. The record is from RefSeq and is a predicted model, not a curated record. Lineage: Eukaryota; Viridiplantae; Streptophyta; Magnoliopsida; Solanales; Solanaceae.
AUGUGGAAGACACUCGAGGACUUGACGUCCCCUACCAUGGGAUUUAUUCCAAUUAUUGAUAGUUUCCUCAGAUUCCAUAGAGGAAUAAUAUUGAAGGUCAGCAUCAAUAUUUUUAGUCUAAUAGUGUGUCCUGAUGUUGAUCGUUUUAUUUUUUCCCUCAACACUGAUCAUCUUCAACAAUUUGUUGAUUGUUCAACAUUGAGGCAUUUGUAUCUCAAGGAAUGUAAAAUACAGCUUCCAUGUUUCUUUAAGGGAUUUAAUCAGUUAAUUAGGCUAAUAUUGAAAUCUGUCACGUUAUCUUCUGAUACGUUUGAAAGUUUGAUCUCUAAUAGCCCGUUGCUUGAGGAUUUGGUGCUAAAAGACAUAGAAAAUCCGUAUUUCGUCAGUAUUAAUGCUCCGAAGCUAAGGUCAUUUGUCUUUCGUGGCGAUAUACAAUUGAUACAUCAUAAAAAUGUCCCUGUUCUUUCCAAUGUUCUGUAUGCGCCUGGAGAAUUAGUUCUAGAGGACCAAGAUGAUUUUGUCAAUAUUUUUUCGUCUAUUCCACCUCUCGAGUGUUUCAGCUGGGAUCUUUUAGAGGUCGAUAAUGGAUCAACUAAAGUUAUACGAACAAGGCUUCCAUUAGUUCUUAACUUUCUGAAACGCCUAUUCAUGUCUUGGAUUACUCUUGAAGAUUUUUUUGAGCUUUCGUUUGCUCUUUGCAUAAUACGGAGCUCUCAAAAUUUGGAAGAAAUUGAAAUUAAUCUCACUAAUGAAUGUAUCCUUAGUGAUGUAGAUUAUUUCGGAUGUGUGCCGAAGGAGGUUGUUGAUGAGAUUCAUGCAAUCUUUUCGGAUAUCACAUUUAAUCAUCAGAGGACUGUUAUGUUUUAUGAUGUACUAUUAGAAGAGGUUGAAAUGCAGCUUGUCAAGGUUUUAUUGGCAAAUUCUCCAGCACUGGUGAAAAUUGUAAUCAAGCCUCGUCAAAUGGAAACUAACAAAUCUCUUAACGUACUCGCGGAGAUAACAAAGUUUCAACGGGCAUCAUCUAAAGUAGAAGUCGUGUACCUUGUUGAUUAG